Molecule: messenger RNA, 3679 nt
Organism: Myxocyprinus asiaticus (Chinese sucker)
Lineage: Eukaryota; Metazoa; Chordata; Actinopteri; Cypriniformes; Catostomidae
Product: synaptotagmin-11-like
Exons: 4
Coding region: 200-1582 (460 amino acids)
Biological process (GO): regulation of calcium ion-dependent exocytosis; calcium-ion regulated exocytosis; vesicle fusion
Cellular component (GO): membrane; axon; synapse
Molecular function (GO): SNARE binding; phosphatidylserine binding; calcium ion binding
Source: RefSeq, a predicted model, not a curated record
UCCCGACGCUCAGCAUCCCUCAGUUCGCUUAGCAUCCCACAACGGCCUGGACCAGUGACGACUCGCGGUCACAACAUGUACUGUAGAAGUGUAGCUAUGAAUUAUUCGAAUUAUAUCAGCUAAACGAAGAACCUUCAACAUAAAUUCUUUAUUCCACUGCUGUUUUUCGGAUCGGAUCGCAGCGCGCCCAACCCUAAAAAUGGCUGAGAUCACUGAAAUACGAGCAGCUUACGAUAUGUCCCCAGUGCUGGCAGGGUUUAUCGGUGCUGGUGUAUUGGUUAUCGCUGUCGUAGCAUUAAUCUUCGUCUGGACUUGCUGUCAGAAACAUUAUAACAGGACAAGCUACAAGCUCCAUGGCAUCCACUCAGAACACAGUGACCCUCUCACAGACCCUCCAUACAAGUUCAUUCACAUGCUGAAAGGAAUGAGUAUCUACCCCGACACGCUGAUCAACAGCAAGAGGACUGUACGUGUGGCACGUCAGGCCAGAUCUCGCCCUACCGAUGGGACUCAAGUCAACAAGGGCCGCCCUGUGGUGCUGGUAGAUAUGGAUUCAGCAGCAGAGGGCAGUCUGCUGGCGGAGAAACAAAUGCAGAUGAGGCUUGGAGAAUGCAGCCAUGAGGUGCCCAGCCUGGAGCGAGAACUUCCUGUGCGUGCCGAUUACUGCUGUCUGGAGAGCAGCUCUGCAAGCAGCAGUCAGACCUCCAGUACCACCGUUUCCAGCACGGCCACACCCUUUACCCCUGCUGAUGAGCCAAGUCGUGGGGAUCUCAGCAUUGCCAUCGACUAUAACUUUCCCAAGAAGGCCUUAGUGGUCACCAUCCUUGAGGCUCGGGGGUUGCCAGCAAUGGAGGGACAGGCGGGAAGCGCUGACCCCUACGUGAAGAUGACCAUUCUGCCAGAGAAGAAACAUCGUGUAAAGACUCGCGUCCUGAGGAAGACUCUGGAGCCUGCGUUUGAUGAGACCUUCACAUUCUAUGGCGUGCCGUUCAGCUCACUGUCUGAUCUCACUCUGCACUUCCUGGUGUUGAGUUUUGAUCGGUUCUCACGAGACGACGUGAUCGGGGAGGCGAUGGUUCCACUGGCAGGCGUGGACCCGAGUACGGGCCGAGUCCAUAUCACUCAACAGAUCACUAAGAGGAGCAUGCAGUGUGUGAGCCGUGGAGAGCUGCUGGUCUCUCUGUCAUAUCAGCCAGUCUCUCACAGACUCAGCGUGGUGGUGUUAAAAGCAAAACACCUUCCAAAACUGGACAUCACUGGCCUGUCUGGCAACCCAUACGUGAAGUUAAACGUGUUCUAUGGCCACAAGCGCAUUGCCAAGAAGAAAACACAUGUGAAGAAGUGUACACUCAACCCUGUCUUUAACGAAUCCUUCAUCUACGAUGUGCCGUCUGAGUUGCUGCCAGACAUCUCUAUUGAGUUCCUGGUCAUGGACUUUGACCGCACCACUAAAAACCAGGCCUUGGGACGCCUGGUGCUUGGCUCCAACAGCCCCUGCCCCUUGGGUGCUGCCCACUGGCAGGAGGUCUGCCAAAACCCACGGCGCCAAAUCUCAAAGUGGCACACGCUCAGUGAAUAUUAGAGCUUCACUGCACACACCACACACAACCCAACACGGGCACAGUGAAAAACGAACAGAAGUGAGAGUUAUGUGAAAGAUGCCUUUGUUACCAUCUCUAAAGAAGAAGGUAACUAAACUUCAGCAAGACUUGGGGAAAAAAAGACUUUUACAUCAUUACUGUUGUGAUGAAAGGCCUCGGUAUAAAUCUUUUAAAACACAACUACUGUAUAAGUAAUUCCAUUUAACACUAGAACACACUAGUAACACCACCAUUAGUACAACCUAGAACAUAAAAAAAAAAAAAAAAAAAACUUGAUAAGUGUUAAUAAUAACAAGACCAAAUAUAAUAUAACAAGUUCACAGACUGUUAGAAGUUUAUUCUGAAUUCAUUCCGAGGUGGUUUUUAAUGAAAUUGUAUAAGAUGUAAGAGUGAACAGACCUCUCCAUGCACUGGCUUUUACUGCCCUUAUCGCAUGUCUGAACAACACUCCAUAUUUCACCCCAAGGCCACAGCAGAACAGGACAUGGUGUGAACUACGGAUUUGUGAUGCUGUCACACAUUAAAUCAGCUGCAUCUGUGUGUGUGCCAUAUCUCCUAACAGCUGCACAGCUCUUUUUUGGUAUUGUGUGGUCUGAUUUUUCCUCUUUACUUGCAUCCAAAGGAGUUUGUGAUGGGCAGCUUAUCAUAUGUACGGAUUCUCCACUGCACUGAAGUGACACAGAGGUAGUAUGAUCUUUAAGGAUGAUUUGUUCUGUUCUGCAUAGACUGUCUAGAUGUUUCAGAUUCCUGCUGUGUCACAUUCUCCUCUGCUACAAAUUAAGUCAUGUGAUUGUACAACAAUAAUCCUUUGGCAGCACUCAGGACCUGAUUUAUUGCUUUUGCAACAAUUUCAGCAUGCAUUAUGUGGAUAAAUCUGGUCCUGAAAACAUUAAUCUGCACUGCUAUGCUAUAAACACACUCUGAAUGUCACUGUCUGUAUGAAGUCCUGCAAUUUCAUACAUCAGAUCUUCACUUCAGCAUAAAACAGAGGUUCUUUGUUUUAUAGAUCUCUCUAUCCCAUUUCAUCACAUGCUCUUUUUGAGGUGGAAUGGAUUCAAUGUCUUUUUAAAAGCUGUGUGAUAUAGAGAUAGACAAAGAGGUGUGUGUAGUUCAAAGUUGAAAACUUUUAGCAUGUUUAAGGAUGUUCUGAUUCUUGUAGUGUGAUGUGUUUGAGAGACAGAAGGGAAGGAGUCAUAUUAUUUGUAGUUCAUAAAAUCCAGAAAGUACGUGUUCAUAAAAUACCACCAGUCACAAUGCUACAGGUUGUAUAAACUGAAGGAUACCUCACUUCUUCGUCUACUUAUCCAAUAUCCCUUCUCCACCCCAGUGCCCCCUUCAUGUCAUAGGCCACGUCCACUCUUAUAUGUUUUCAUUUGAAAACGCAUUGAUUUUGCGACGUUUACACCUCUCAUCCACACUGAAACAGUAUUUUCCUACACUGAAAACUUUCUCCAUUACUGCAUACUUCAUGACACUUAUUUAUACACAACUUUUGAUAUGCAGUUUCUCUCCAUUUCUGGUUUUCAAACAUCACAUCAAUUCCAAUUAGCCACUAGCAUUAAUCUGGUCUGGUCAAAUACUUUUCUUUCAUCGAAGAAUUGGAUAGACAUGGCAUAACUAAUUCUGGCUGAUAAAAUGCUUCUUUCCAUUCAAGCUUCUGAAGUGCUCCCUCCCUGUGUAAAAGCACAUCCUAUCCACUCAGUAAUGUCCUUCAUGUACAAAACACUUUUUUGUAUCUAAUCACUGGUAUAACAAAAUGAAAAUAUAUUAAAAGAUUCAAACCAUAUAAGAUCCAAGACACAUGAGGGCAAAAAAAAAAAAAAAAAAACAGAUUAAAAAAAAUAAAAACAAAACAAGUCAUUUGUGCUCUAUACACGAUCACUUUGGUGUUAAAAACAUAAAUUGCAGGAACUGUGCAAAAGUUGUUUUAGUGCAAACUAAAAAUGAUCUUGUGAAUAUUUGACAAUAAAAUAUACUGCAAAAUGCUGUGAGAUCUCUGCUAAUGUUAAACACUUACCUGUAUGUUAGUGUUCUUAACACUCACUGAAUGUGCAAAAUAAACGAUACACGAUACACAA